CUCCUAAGAACCCACACUCCCACACUUCAUGAACAUCGGAUCGGGACUUGUGUGCCGGAAUAAGAGCUCACUUGUAGGGCAGCGGCAUUGCCGAGCAAAUUCGUUUGCCUUGCAAUCAAUUCACUCCAUUCCUACAAACGACAAAGCUUGUUCUCGAUUCUAAGAGGGCAGCGAGAACCCGGCGAAGCGGGAGCAGCAUCAGCUUUGGCUAGGGGAUCCAUUGAUUUCGGUUUUCUUUUUCAACACCCAAAACCCUAAAAAGCUCAGAAUACUCCCGCCCUCCAUUUCAUUCCAGGAGAUCGUCAGCCGAAAAUGAUGGAGCCCUCCAAGGUCAUUCAUGUUCGGAAUGUGGGACACGAGAUUAAUGAGAAUGAUCUUCUUCAGUUGGUGCAGCCCUUCGGCGUGGUUGUGAAGCUUGUCAUAUUAAGGGCAAAAAAUCAGGCUCUUAUUCAGAUGUAUGAUGUUUCUACAGCUGAUAAUGUUCUGCAGUAUUAUGGAACUGUCCAACCAAGCAUUAGGGGAAGGAAUGUCUACAUGCAAUUCUCAUCACAUCAAGAACUAACAGCAAUGGAUCCCAACUAUUUAGGAAGCAAAGGCGGUGAGCAGGGAGUGGAGCCCAAUCGAAUUCUUUUAGUUACAAUACAUUCAUUGCUCUACCCUAUAACGGUGGAAGUGUUGCAUCAAGUUUUUUCUCCAUAUGGGUUUGUGGAAAAGAUUGUCACCUUUCAUAAAUUAGCAGGUUUUCAAGCUCUUAUUCAAUAUCAGGAUAUCACAGCCCAGUCUGGGAGCUUGUUUUCAAGCUCUUAUUCAAUAUCAGGAUAUCACGGCCCAGUCUGGGAGCUUGGGCGAAAUAUUUAUGAUGGUUGUUGUCAGCUUGACAUACAAUUCUCCAAUUUGAACGAAUUGCAAGUCAACUGUAAUAACGACCGUUCAAGAGAUUUCACAAAUCCAUCUCUACCAACCGAACAAAGAGGUCACCCUUCUCAAAUGGGUAAUGGCACAGCAAUUGCAGCUGCUUUUGGUGGAGUUUUGCUCCCUGGAAUGAGCGGUGUUAAUGAACAUAGUACCAUCUUAUUAACCAACUUAAACCCUGAGAAAAUUGAUGAGGACAAGCUUUUUAAUUUAUUUUCCAUGUAUGGAAACAUUGUGAGAAUUAAGCUUCUAAGAAGCAAACCAGACCAUGCACUUGUACAGAUGGCUGAUGGGAAUCAGGCUGAGCUUGCUUUGCGCUUCUUGAAGGGAGCAAUGCUGUUCGGCAAGAAGCUGGAACUCACUUCCUCAAAGUAUCCAACCAUCACUCCCACGCCCGACACCCGCGAGUUCGCCAGAUCCAACCUCAACCGAUUCAACAACAACACGAUGAAGAACUACCGCCAUUGUUGCGCUCCAACGCAGAUAUCGGCAUUCCCUCUCGACAGCACGGAGGAUGAGAUCUCCACUCACCUGGCGGAGCAUGGCGCCGUUGUCAGCACAAAGCUGAUCGAGGCGAACGGGAAGAGACAAGCUCUGGUUCUCUUCGAGAACGAGGAGCAGGCGACUGAGGCUCUGGUCUGCAAGCAUGGAAGCUCGAUCCGUGGAUCGGUUAUCAGAAUCGCUUUCUCCCAAAUGCAAGCUAUUUGAAAUCCCCUAAGGCGGUGUUUGGCUACCUUAGGAUUUAGGAUUUAUCAAAUCCCGUAAAAAUUUAGAUUUAUCAAACCCUAUGCGACGGAGAUGAUGAUUGCCCCCGACACAGAGUAAAUCCUUAAAUCCGCCCUGCGCAUGGAUUUAAGGACGAAACCUGAUAAACAAAGAUGAAAUGCGUGAAAUUUUGAUUUAACCGAGUGUUGGAUUUAAUUUGCAUUUCGUUAUGUUUGGUUGGAUUUACCUUAAAUCCAUGCUUAAAUCCUACUUAAACAAUGCUGCCAAACACGGCCUAAGGAAGAUUAGAGGUAUGAUUCUAUGUAAUUGAUCUUCAGGUAAAAAAUUUCACAGAAA
Molecule: messenger RNA, 1974 nt
Organism: Phalaenopsis equestris
Lineage: Eukaryota; Viridiplantae; Streptophyta; Magnoliopsida; Asparagales; Orchidaceae
Product: polypyrimidine tract-binding protein homolog 3-like
Exons: 14
Coding region: 313-1620 (435 amino acids)
Biological process (GO): regulation of RNA splicing
Cellular component (GO): nucleus
Molecular function (GO): mRNA binding
Source: RefSeq, a predicted model, not a curated record